This is a messenger RNA of Daucus carota subsp. sativus, 1985 nucleotides long. Its product is annotated as terpene synthase 10. The record is from RefSeq and is a predicted model, not a curated record. The coding region runs from base 66 to 1895 and encodes 609 amino acids. The transcript is spliced from 7 exons. Lineage: Eukaryota; Viridiplantae; Streptophyta; Magnoliopsida; Apiales; Apiaceae. Gene Ontology annotation, biological process: diterpenoid biosynthetic process. Gene Ontology annotation, molecular function: magnesium ion binding; terpene synthase activity.
GAUAGAGAAUCAUCCUGUUAUUCCCAUGCACAAACAUUCAAACGACCUUGAACCUACUACAAGUUAUGGCCCUUAGUAUGGUGAAUCUUGGCAUGAGGUUCUCUUCAUUGCAUUCUAUGCUCAAACCAACUUCUUUCACAUGUGUAAAUCCAUCGUCGAAUGCCAAGAAGGUUUUCGAGGUUCCUGGUAUCAGAUGCAGUAGCAGUAGUCAUGAUAGUGCAGUAGUGAGUACUGGCAAUGUUAGUGAUGAAGUAUCGGAUGGUCGAAGAUCUGGAAACUAUCCUCCUUCCAUGUGGGAUUAUGAUUUUUUCCAAUCACUCAGCAGUGAUUUUAAGGGAGAAAUUUGCAACAAAAAAGCUAAUGGAUUGAAGGAAAUUGUGAGGAUGCUGCUCGACAAAGAGGACUUGGACAGCCUUCAUAAGCUUGAGUUAAUCGAUACUAUUCAAAGACUCGGAGUUUCUUAUCACUUUGAGGAUGAAAUCAAGAGAAUUUUGGAGGCUAUACACAUUGCGGAUGAGAAGUUAAGCAGCGAAGAACUUAAUGCCACAUCUCUGAAAUUUAGACUCUUGAGGCAACAUAAUUUCAGCGUUCCUCAAGAAAUAUUUGAGGAGUUCAUGGAUGAAUCCGGGAAGUUUAAGGCCAGCCUCAGCAAAGAUAUGAAGAGUGUGGUAAACUUGUACGAGGCAUCAUUCCAUUCAAAGAAGAACGAAAAGAUCAUGGACGAGGCUCAAGACUUCGCGACUAAACAUAUGAAAGACUACUUAGAUGAUACUAAUAACAAGAAGGAUGAAAAUCUUGUUAAACUUGUUAGUCAUGCACUUGAGUUUCCGCAACAUUGGAGGGAGCCAAGGCAAGAAGCUAGGUGGUUCAUCGACUUCUACGAGACGUCUGCACCAGGAGAAGAUUAUGUUCCUGCCUUGCUCUACUUCGCGAAACUGGACUACAACAUGGUGCAGUCAAUUUAUCAAGAUGAUCUCAAGUACCUGUCAAAAUGGUGGAAGGACACCGAAUGGGGCGAAAAAUUAGGCUUCGCUAGGGAAAGGCUGAUGGAGUGUUUCUACUGGAGCGUGGGCUAUAACUCUCACCCUGAGUUUAGUUAUGGAAGGAAGGUGCUCACUGCUGCUACAGCCUUCAUAACUACUAUCGACGACAUCUAUGAUGUUUACGCUACAAUUGAGGAACUUGAAGUACUGACAGAAUCAACGAAAAGAUGGGAUGUGGCGGAUUUGGAACAAAUGCCAGAAUUCAUAAAGGUCUGCUUUACAGUGUUCUAUAACGAAAUCAACAAUGUAGCUGAUAUUGCAGAAAAGGAACAUGGUGUCAAUAUUCUUCCUCACCUCCAGAAAGUGUGGACAGAUGUUUUCGAAGCUUAUUUGUUGGAGGCGAAGUGGUACCACAGUGGAUACAAACCAAGUCUCAGAGAAUACCUCGACAAUGCAUGGAUCUCAAUAACAGGGCCUAUAAUUUUAACUCAUUCAUAUUUCUUGAGCACAACCUCCUUCACUGACGAGGCCUUACAAAGCAUAUGGGAUUAUCCGAAGAUAAUUCGUCUGGCGGCCAUCAUUUUGAGACUUGCAGAUGAUAUGGGAACCUCAUACCAUGAACUAGCCAGGGGUGACAAUCCAAAAGUGGUGCAAUGUUACAUGAAUGACAACGGUGUUUCAGAAGAGGAAGCUAGGGUUUACGUUCGGAGCUUGUUAAUCGAGACCUGGAAGGAGAUAAAUGAAGAGAAAAUAAUUGCAGAGGCAACAUUCUCGAAGCCUUUUAUCGAAAUGUGCAUGAAUCUGGGGAGGAUAGCUCUGAGUAUAUACAUGUAUGGAGAUGGACAUGGUGCUCCAACUCUCAAGGACAAAGAGCGUUCCACAUAUCUUUUUGUUGACCCCAUACCUCUAUAGUUUAAUAUUUCAUCUUCUUCACCAGCUUGCAAAAAGCUUUUCAUGGUGUACAAUAUUGAAGAUUUUGAAAGGAAAGAAUAUUUUGAAUUA